Molecule: messenger RNA, 1691 nt
Organism: Mercurialis annua (annual mercury)
Lineage: Eukaryota; Viridiplantae; Streptophyta; Magnoliopsida; Malpighiales; Euphorbiaceae
Product: endoglucanase 8-like
Exons: 7
Coding region: 47-1525 (492 amino acids)
Biological process (GO): carbohydrate metabolic process
Molecular function (GO): hydrolase activity, hydrolyzing O-glycosyl compounds
Source: RefSeq, a predicted model, not a curated record
UUACUCUGCUCCAUCACCACCCCCAAAUACUUCACACAAAACAAAAAUGGCGCCAAAAUCCCACACUUCCAAUUUCCGAGUCGCCGUUUUUCUCCUCCUCCUAUUUUUCCGUCCAAUUUCCGGCGGCACCAAACACGACUACCACGACGCUCUUCGCAAGAGCAUUCUCUUCUUCGAAGGCCAACGCUCCGGCAAACUCCCCCCCGAUCAACGCGUCAAAUGGCGUAAGGACUCCGCAUUGCACGACGGCGCCUCCUUCGGUAGGGAUUUAACGGGAGGAUAUUACGACGCCGGAGAUAACAUUAAGUUCGGAUUCCCAAUGGCAUUCACGGCGACGUUACUGUCAUGGAGCAUAAUCGAUUUCGGAAGAAACAUGGGACCGGAGCUAAAAAACGCCGUUAAAGCAGUUAAAUGGGUGACGGAUUAUUUAUUAAAGGCGACGGCAGUACCUGGCGUCGUUUAUGUUCAGGUAGGCGACGCGUAUUCGGAUCAUAACUGUUGGGAAAGACCUGAGGACAUGGAUACGCUACGAACGGUGUACAAGAUCGACGCCUCUCACCCUGGAUCUGACGUGGCGGGUGAAACUGCUGCUGCAUUGGCUGCUGCGUCCAUUGUGUUUAGAUCACGUGAUCCUGCUUACUCUAGAUUACUUCUCGAUCGAGCCGUUAAGGUGUUCGAUUUUGCUGAUAGACACAGGGGAGCGUACAGCAACAGCCUACGUUCAGCAGUGUGCCCUUUUUACUGUGAUGUAAACGGUUUCCAGGAUGAGCUACUAUGGGGAGCAGCAUGGCUGCACAAAGCUUCUCGCAGGCGCCAUUAUAGAGAGUAUAUAGUGAAAAACGAGGUCGUAUUGCAUGCUGGAGAUACCAUCAAUGAGUUUGGCUGGGAUAAUAAGCAUGCUGGUAUUAACGUCCUUAUCUCCAAGGAAGUGUUGAUGGGAAAAGCAAACUAUUUUCAGACUUUCAAGCAAAACGCAGAUGCUUUCAUUUGUUCUUUAUUGCCUGGAAUUUCUCAUCCGCAAGUUCAAUAUUCUCCCGGUGGCUUGAUCUUCAAGGCUGGAGGGAGUAACAUGCAACAUGUAACGUCCUUGUCUUUCCUGCUUCUGGCUUAUUCUAAUUAUCUUAGCCAUGCCAAUAAAGUCGUGCCAUGUGGCCAGAUUACUGCCUCCCCUGCCCUCCUCAAACAAUUGGCCAAACGUCAGGUGGACUACAUACUUGGAGAUAAUCCAUUGGAGAUGUCCUACAUGGUUGGAUAUGGACAAAGGUACCCACAAAGGAUCCACCACAGGGGAAGCUCGUUACCAUCAGUUCAGGCCCACCCGGCCCGUAUAGGGUGCAAAGCUGGGUCUAGAUAUUUUCUAAGUCCAAAUGCCAACCCUAAUGUGCAUAUUGGAGCAGUAGUUGGUGGGCCAAAUGUCACAGAUGCUUUUCCAGAUUCCAGGCCAUAUUUUCAAGAGUCUGAGCCCACUACUUACAUUAAUGCACCUUUGGUGGGCCUGCUGGCAUUCUUUUCAGCCCAUUAUUAAUUGGCUGCCCCCAUUUUAAAGUGUAAAAAGAGGAUGAAGAUAAAAGAAAAAUGAUUUUUAGUGGUGUGCAAAAAUUGGUCACCCUGCUGCCUUAUGUAAGUCCUACCUAUUAUUGUUAAAGAUUUCAAUUGUUCCUAAUGAAAAGAAAGAAAGUUGUUUGUGCUAA